UUUGCGCCAUUGCAGAUUAUCGACCUGAAGAAGAAGAAGAAGAAGCUCAUCGAUCGGAAAUGGCGGCCUCGGUGAUGACCUCAGUGAGUCUCAAACCAGCUCCCUUCACCGUCGAGAAAUCGGCGAAAGGUCUUCCAUCUCUGGCGAGAAACUCCGUCCCCUUCAAGGUCGAGGCCAGUGGCGGGAAGAAGAUCAAGACCGACAAACCGUAUGGAAUCAAUGGCUCGAUGAAUUUGAGGGAUGGACUUGAUGCAUCCGGAAGGAAGGGCAAGGGAAAGGGAGUGUACCAAUUUGUCGACAAGUACGGGGCCAAUGUCGACGGCUACAGUCCCAUCUACGACACCAAAGACUGGUCUCCAAGUGGUGACGUCUAUGUUGGUGGUACUACUGGGUUAGCCAUUUGGGCAGUGACCUUGGCUGGUCUUCUUGCUGGAGGUGCUCUUCUUGUGUACAACACCAGUGCUUUGGUGCAGUAAGCUCGAGAAAAGUUAAAAGUCUGUUUUUUGUUUAAUUAACAUUAGUUUUUGUAGCAUGUUAUUAUGAACCAACAUUAUUAUUAAGAACUUCUGUGUAAUUAUCUGGACAAUUGCGUCAUAAGUGCUCGGUAAGAUGAUUCUUCUCUUUCCCAUC
Benincasa hispida (wax gourd) is the source of this 630-nucleotide messenger RNA. RefSeq names its product photosystem II 10 kDa polypeptide, chloroplastic-like. Gene Ontology annotation, biological process: photosynthesis. The record is from RefSeq and is a predicted model, not a curated record. Gene Ontology annotation, cellular component: thylakoid membrane; photosystem II; photosystem II oxygen evolving complex. Lineage: Eukaryota; Viridiplantae; Streptophyta; Magnoliopsida; Cucurbitales; Cucurbitaceae.